Molecule: messenger RNA, 3580 nt
Organism: Megachile rotundata (alfalfa leafcutting bee)
Lineage: Eukaryota; Metazoa; Arthropoda; Insecta; Hymenoptera; Megachilidae
Source: RefSeq, a predicted model, not a curated record
UUUAACCAUUUCUCGUAACAAUUAAGGUUGAAAUGCACAAGUAAAUUAUAAAUUGUCAUACCCCCGCAUAGUACUAUCGCAACUAUUUUAACAAAGGAAAGAGAAAUUCUGUAUCAUCGAGCUGGUUGCGCGGACAAAUUUAAAAGUAAGCGCGCAAAGGUAUAGAUCGUCAGGUAGACCAUUCAGAUUACGCAGGACAAAACUUGUUCACAACAAUCUAUAUUCAGUUUUCUACAUCCUUGCGCGCCGGGAGUAUUGAUCCAGCGACAUUUAACAAAUGAUGGCACAUCCUUAACCGCACCCAUGCUCCUGCCGAUAUUAUCUCGACGUUUAUUCAUAUUUAUUUUCUACUCCUCAUUGUUACUCCUUUGAGAGUCAAUAAUUUUCAGAAAAGAGGCAGUUCAUAAAAAUGAAUAUGAAACGAUAAACAUGAAAGAAUUAUUCAAUGAUUAUUUAUAUAAUCGUACGCAAAAAAUUUGUAUGAGUAAAGCGAUUGUUUAUCGUUUUGAAUGCAUGGAUACAUUUUGUGAAUGUAUAUGUAUUACGAAUACAUGUACACGAAUUAUUGAAUGCGAGUCUAAUUUCAUUUCGAAAAAGAUAUCCUGAAGUAUAUUCGUUGUUAAAAUAUCGAUUCAAAAUGUCAAUUUAACUCCUGUUCAAGACCGACUAUUCAUGCAGUCCUUGAUAUAUUUUCUUCAUUAUAAAACUUCAACCUAACCAAGAGGAAAUGGCUUUUAUUAUAGAAAACAGACAAGUCAGUGAAAUAAAUAAUAAAGGCAAAGAACAAUUUCUUUCUUUUGAAAUGAAAGAGGAUUAUAGCUUUAAGUAUGUACCUGAAAGUCAUUUUAAGCAUAUAGUAAAAAAUGUUCAGAGACAAAGACGUAAAGAAGAUGAGGAACGUAUCUGGACUUCAUUUAUAAAAGAACAGGAGUUAAAUAAUUUUGGUUUUUGUAAACAAGAUGAUCACCGAUCUAUGCUAAAUGUUAAAGACCUGUUGCAAGAAAACAUACAAGACGUAGAUACAGAACUUAAGAGACUGCAAGAAGAUGCUCUUCCUGAACGAAAUAAAAGAAUUCAUAAUAACAAAUCUGGUAUUAGAAGGGAAAAGAUUCAUAUAGAAGCAAACCAAUCGAAGAGUGACUCUCCAAAAGAAAAGUUAUUAAUAAAGGAUAAAAGUAAUGCAGGUACUAAUGUCUCAAUUCCAAUUUCACGAGAAGAUAAUGUUUCUCCAUACAAAGAAUCUGAAGGAUUCAAAAAGAUUUCUAGAUCAAAAACUAAAAAAUCUCGGUCAGAUUCUUUGAUCAUGCAAAAGAAGUAUUACACAAAUGAACUUCUUCGUGCAACCAACCAUUUUGAAAAUAACUCAGACUCAGACUCCAGUAAUAAUAAAGAUGAUGUUGUCUAUAUACAACCAGACCCAUUCAUGAUACAAAAAAUUUUAUCCAUGCAAAAAAAAGUUGCUGAGUUAUUAAAUGAAAUUUCAUUUAGAUUGUGCAGAAUUCCUUUGCCAGACGGUGAUAAUGAUUUAAAAAGAAGACAACAGCAGACUGUAGAGUUUGCGAUAUGGUUUUCAAGAAAUUAUCUGUACAAUCUUAACAGACUUGUUACAAGCAUUCAAAGACACAUCAGGAUCGUGUCUUCCAGGGUAGGAUUAAAUCGACAUAAGAACAUUGCACUUCAUCAAGACAUGAUCAGACAAAAACUGAUCACUGCUCAUCAAUUAUUAGUUCAGGCUUUAAAUGCUUAUUGUAAGCAUAUCCCUAACUCCAUUCUCGAAAGUCAUUGUACAAAACUUCGUGAUGUAUUACAAGUUGUUUAUGAUCUGGGAGAUAUUUGUGAUAAAGUUGAGAUCUCUGCCAAUUAUUUUUGUUCAGGAGAUACGACUAUCACAUCCCUGGGAAAGGAUCUUCGAGAAAAAUGUGAUACUAUUUUGUCUAACUUAAAAUUAAGUUUAGAGAAUAAAAAUCGACUUCCACAAUAUAAAAAUAGUGAAUCUACUGUGACUCUGGCACCAGUAUCAUCACGCCACAAAGGACACGUUAAUCGAAAAAAUUUGUCUGGUCGGCUAAGCAUGUACAAUAUGGACGUUAAAAUAUCCAAGAAUAAUCAAAAGAAAAAGAAUAUUUUAAGAAGAAAAAGCUAUACUUGUCAAAAAGAAACAAAGAACAAUGUUGUAGAAUCUAAGAAUUUGUAUGUCCAACAUUGUUCAGUACCUGAAUUAUUGUAUCCUAGUCCUGUAUCAUGUACAUCAUCUUCUAAAGAGAUAGUUCAAACUGGUUCCAUGAAAAAUGCAAGCUGCCUAAAAGAAGAUGAAAUUAAAACUAUGAUGGAUGGGGUAUCACUAGAUUCUGAACAUGAUAGUAACCGAAACACCCAUACCAAAUAUAAAAAUGUGGAACAGCCUACUGCGACAAGGAAGAAAUCUUCUGUAGACAUAUGUCAAUCAAAGCAUACAAAAAAGAAAGAAAUAUGUCAAAAAGUCGAGGAUGUUACUAACGACGAUGAUUUAUUUAAAAAAGUAACAGCCAUUAGCAAAGAACAUUUAGCUACUCUAGCUCCUGUGUUAAGCGGUUUGGUCACGUUAGUUUCAAAAAAGAAAAUUGAAUCAAAAGAGAAACCAGUUUCGGAAACAUCAGUGGAGGCACUAAUUGAAUUUUUGCAAAAAUAUCAAUCUCCUAAAGAUUCCGAUACUAAAGCACCGUUGACAGACGAAGAUUCUGACCAAUAUGACUCGAAAUUAAAUGGGUCAUCUAAUGUUCAGAAACAGGAUGCAAAUGUCCGACUGAUUUGCAUGUCAUCUACGGAUAAAAUUUCUAAAACGACACAAUGCAAUGUUUCAUGUCAGGCAGAUUGUGAAACUACAUUGAAGGAUAAUGAUGACAAAAAGACUGCGAAUACCAAAGAUAAAGUAAUGUUAACUGUUUCAAAAGAAACCGAAUUACAAUUUCUAUCCUAUAGAUUGGAAUAUCAAAAACAAUGUCAGUCAAAGCCAAUGUAUUCUAGUAAUACUCAAAAUAAACCAUGGAACAUUGUAGCAUGGAUCUCUGACAAAUUAAUAGAAGAACUAAUCACUGAGAUAACAACAGAAUUGCAGAUGAAUGAAUGCAGCGCCAAUGAAGAUAGAAUGAGACAAGCAAUUUUGAGAUUAUACAAAGAUUUGUUACGUUACGGUGAAAAUUUAAAAUAUACAGACAAGGCAUACUUUCGGUAUAAAAUUCGUAGCAAUUUUAAAGAAAAUAAAGAUAUAACCGAUCAAAAGCAAAUCGAAUUGCAAUUACAGAAGGGGCAAAAGUUAUUGCAAGAACAACGAGUUGUAUAAUUAUCUGUAACAAAACUGUAAUUCUACAAUGUUCACGUCGUUAAAAUUAACAUCAAAUUUGAAGUAUUUUCUGAACAAAAAUUAUCAACUGUUGAGUUAUCAAAAUAGUUUGAUCAGUGUUAUAAAUACUGAUAACCAAAUUCGGUAUAAAUCUUAUAAACGUUUUUUAGACUACACAAAUGUUCCUAAACUCGAAGAAAGCGACUUGGAAGAACAGUUUGUAAAAGGAAGUGGACCCGGUGGUCAAGCAACAAACAAAAC